AUGGAACCGAAUCUUAAGCAAACCCCUUAUUUUCGUUGUCAAAAGGGAAAUGAUUCGCUCCCUCUGUGCCAGAAGUGUGAAACGUGUAUCUUAGCAUGGAAGAUCUUUUCUACUAAAGAGUGGUUCCAAAGGGUCAGCGACAUGACACAGAUGAGGUUUCUAGUUAGCAUUCUACUUCAGUUAAAUAGCUUGUACUUACUACACUAUUUCCAAAAUAUCCUGCAGACCACUCAGGGAAAGGAUUUUAUCUAUAAUAGAUCCCGGAUCUCCCUCAGCAGGCUGGAGAGGAAGAAGGAGAAGUCUGUGAAGUCCUCCUUGAACCAGUUGUUGGAGAAAACCGCAGAGGAGAAGAUGAAGGAGAUCUUGUACUGGUUUUGCGACAGCACCUACUGGACCAAGGCAAAUUUUACUGUCUUCCUGCUGCAGAUGUGCAAUGAAAAACUACUGUUUACUGCUGCGAGUGUGAUCAGAGUCCUGUUUCUGAGAGAGUGGAACAAGGUCUCAGUGCUCCAUCCAGACUCCAUUGAUAUGCUGUUUUUCCCUAAGAAAGGCUACACCACCAUAUCUGAGUUUCCACAUGUGUAUUGGGCAACUAAACCCAGAUCUAUGUCAUUCCCCUUGCAUAGAACUUCAGCAAAAAAAGACACGCCUGCAGAUGUGGAAAAAGGAUCCUACACAAAGGGAAUAGAUCCUAAUUAUGCCAACAAGCUUCUUAUCCCUGUUCCUAAAAUGACAGAUGAUGGGAAACGCAUGCGUGCGAAAACUCCAAAGUGGAAACUGAGAACAAAGAGUGACUACAGCCUGUGGACUGCCUACCAGAACCAGGAAACGCAGAUGGUCCAGAUGGAGGAGAGAAAUGUUUUCUGUGGCACCUACAAUAUCCGCAUUAUCUCUGACACGUGGGACCGAAACAGAAUCAUCCACUAUUCGGGGGGAAAUCUGAUAGCUGUGGCAUCAAAUCGGAAGAUGUACCUUCUUGAUAUCUUACAAGUCAAGGAGCUGCGCACCGAGUUCCGAGGCCAUGCUGGGAGCGUCCGGACCAUCUUCCUCGCUGAAAAGGAAAUGUUUCUCCUCAGUGGGAGUUAUGACCUAAGUAUCAGAUACUGGGAUCUGAAAACUGGGAGUUGCAUAAAAAUCUUCUAUGGCCACCAGGGGACAAUCACUUGCAUGGAUGUCUAUAAGAACAAGCUUGCAUCUGGAGCAAAAGAUGGCCAGGUGAAAGAGUGGGAAUUAGAAUCUGGGAAGUGCCUGAAGACAUUUAAACACAAAGACCCCAUCUCAGCCAUCAAGAUAAGUGAAACCUACAUUAUAAGCACCUGUGAGAAAGGGCUCAUCAAAGUGUGGCACAUUGCUAACACCCAGCUGGUAAAGACUCUCAUGGGGCAUGAGGGAAUUGUGAGGUGCCUGUUCUUUGAUGAGUGGCAUCUCGUCUCGGGAGGUGCUGAUGGCCUGGUCAUGGGCUGGAGCAUGGUGGGGAAGUACGAGAGGUGUCUGAUGGCCUUCAAGCAUCCAAAGGAGGUACUGCAAGUGUCCCUUCUCUAUCUCCGGGUUAUCAGCGCCUGUGCAGAUGGCAAGAUACGCAUUUACAAUUUUCUCAAUGGAAACUGUCUGAAACUGAUAAAAGUCGAAGCCAAAGGUGAUCCUGUGCUGUCCUUCUUUUAUCAUGGCAACAGGAUGGUGGUAAACACAGUGAGCAAUAUCCUCAUGUUCCACUUUGAGAAUGUGAAGUGGCAGUACUCCCAGGAAAGAACUAAAAUAAAGAAGAAGGAGAAAGAGGAAGAAAAGGAAGAAAUCAACCUUGAUAUUGUUUCCAAGUCUAACAUUCGUCUUCAUAACGUAAAAGAGUCUGGACCUAGUAAACACACAGAGAUCCAGGAGUUACAGUCAAAAAAGACUUCUAAGUCCCGUGUUCUGGAGAAGCUAUCCAAGUCAGCAUCAGAUAUGAAAACUUCCAUUGACAUGAUCAAUCAGUCAAAGAAAAAGUCGUGGAAAAUCCCGAUGACACCUGACCGGUUCCUCUUGACUGUCAAUGCUCUGCAAAAAGCCCACAAUUCUGAGGAAUUUGCUUAUCCUCACAGGCCCCAAAUCCAAACCAUUGAUGACUUGCAAUCUUCAAUUUCAUAUCCAAGGAAGGUCCUAAAUUUCAAAGGAAAAUCAAUUCAACAUGCAGUUGAUAAGUUGAAGUCAAGCAAUCCUUUUCUAGAUGUGAAACAAACCAAUAUACCCCUUAAAAUCCAGAAACUGCAGCCCAACUUGAAAAACUCUUUGCACAGUCCCAGUGUUCAGUCUACCAUACCCCAGCCCAUGAUUAUCUCCAGGUUCUAUGGCAGCUUGGGUAAAGAACCAUUGACGAGUUCAAUCGAAGGGGCAGUCCGUAGUAUAGGCCCUCUGACCAGCAUGCAGGUCAUUAAAUCCAACCGAAUACUAGUUCCACAAAUAAGUACUAGCACCCUGCCUCUAAAGAAAGAACGGCCUCGCUUCUACACAAACCUAGAUCCUCUUCGCACAAACACGGAAUUCAUGCUGAUGACUGUGAAAGAAGAGAAAGAGUAUGAGGAAGCCAAGAUAAAGGCGUUUAAGGACAGUCAGUCGACUAAAGUUGUAGAUCCAGGAAAAAAGAGCAAAGCUGCAUGGAUCUUGAAGACUAAAGGUCUACCUAUUGAUGACUUCAUGAAGCAAGGGAAAAUAGCAGCCCCUGAACUUGGAGAAAACGUAUUUAUCUAA
Dipodomys ordii (Ord's kangaroo rat) is the source of this 2724-nucleotide messenger RNA. Its product is annotated as F-box/WD repeat-containing protein 10-like. The record is from RefSeq and is a predicted model, not a curated record. Gene Ontology annotation, molecular function: protein binding. The transcript has 11 exons. Bases 1 to 2724 code for a protein of 907 amino acids. NCBI's taxonomy places the organism in Eukaryota, Metazoa, Chordata, Mammalia, Rodentia, Heteromyidae.